AUGACUGCUGUUAGAGUUACCGUGCAUGCUCUGAAAGUUAUCCACGAAAGCCGAGCUAAAGUCGCUGUAGUUCUUUAUAUAAUUAUGGGUUAUGCUAUCCUUAUUUUACACGAUAUAAGGAAUACUACGAUUUCUAAUUAUCUAUAUCAUCUUGACGUGUUCGUUUGCUUCAGAAGUGUGAUAGAUGGCAUUCGUUUGUAUGCCCACCGUGAAACAAUGGGCAAAGCUACGUUUCGCAACAUGUAUGCAUAUGAUGACGUUUUUCCCUUAGGCCUAUCCUUCGUCUUAAUGGUUACCAAUGUAGCUUGCUUGUUCAUUCUAGUGCUUUACGUAGAAUAUGCUCCUGUGAAAACAUUGAUGUCUUGCCUGUGUAGAUGCAUUAAGAAAAACCAACUUGUGAGUCAAAUGCUAUUUCUGACUAGUACAUCUCUGAUUAUUCCACCUGUUCGUGUCGUUUACUCCUUAAAAAAUGGACAA
This is a messenger RNA of Cooperia oncophora, 477 nucleotides long. Lineage: Eukaryota; Metazoa; Nematoda; Chromadorea; Rhabditida; Trichostrongylidae. The record is from the annotation of a GenBank genome assembly.